Insectozyma verbasci is the source of this 1164-nucleotide messenger RNA. NCBI's taxonomy places the organism in Eukaryota, Fungi, Ascomycota, Pichiomycetes, Serinales, Debaryomycetaceae. The record is from the annotation of a GenBank genome assembly.
AUGGCUUCAAAAUUUGGUAAUUACGAUAUUCAUUAUAAUAAAGAUGUUGAUGAAGUUGAUGAUGAUGGUGUUUUAGUAAUUAAUAAAAAUAAUAGAUUACAAGCUAAAUAUCCUGAUUUUUUACCAACUUGGGAUCCAAAACAAAAAUUAUCUGCAUUAAAAUUCAAAAAAUAUAUUGAUCCAGGUUCAAGAGCAGAUCCAAAUUUUCCAAAUUUAUUUCCAAAAAGCAACAAAGAUUUCAAAAUUAAAAGAAUCACUCCUAAAUUUGGUAGUGAAAUUGAUGGUAUUCAAUUAUCUCAAUUAAAUGAUAAAGGUAAAGAUGAAUUAGCAUUAUUAUUAGCACAAAGAAAAGUUUUAUUAUUUAAUGAUCAAGAUUUUGCUUCAAAAGGACCAGGUUUCGCCGUUGAAUUUGGUAAAUAUUUUGGUAGAUUACAUGUUCAUCCAAGUUCAGGUUCACCAAGAAAUCAUCCAGAAUUACAUAUAACUUAUAGAAGACCAGAAAAGGGUGAAAUGGAAAGAAUUUUUGAAAAUAGAACAACAAAUACAAGUUUUCAUAGUGAUGUAACCUAUGAAAUUACUCCAAGUAGAUUUACAUUAUUUCAAGUUUUAGAAAGUGGUGACGGUGGUGAUACAGUUUUUGCAGAUACAGUUGAAGCAUAUAAUAGAUUAUCACCAGCUUUUAAAAAAAGACUUGAGGGUUUACAUGUUUUACAUACUUCUGAAGAUCAAGCUAAAAAUUCAUCAUUUCAAGGUGGUAUUGAAAGAAGAAGAGCAGUUUCAAAUAUUCAUCCAUUAAUUAGAAUUGAUCCAGUAACAAAAGAAAAAUCAAUUUAUGUAAACAGAGCUUUUGGUAGAAGAAUUGUUGAACUAAAACAAGAAGAAUCUGAAUUUUUGUUAGAAUUUUUAUACAAUCAUAUUGAAAGAUCUCAUGAUUUACAAUUAAGAGUUAAUUGGGAAAAAGGUGCAAGAAAUAAAGUUGCUUUAUUUCAUAAUUCUGGUGUUUCUCAUACUGCUAUUUUUGAUACUGAUGAUGGUGAAGUUAGACAUGCGUUUAGAAUUAGUGUUUUAGGUGAAAGACCAAUUCUGGAUUUACAAGAUUUAAAUAAAGAAGAAUAUACUCCUGGUGAUUUAAAACAAGCUUUAAAUUCAAUUAAACCUAUAUAG